GCAACGGGGUCAUGCAAAAAAAAUGCAACCAAAUAAAAAAAUUAUUAAAUCCAUUAUAAAUACAAUUUUGUUUUGUGGAACGCAUGAUCUUCCUCUUCGUGGCAAAGCGAAUGAUGAAGGUGUUCUAUAUGAUCUGCUUAUGAUGAGAAUAUCAGUUGGUGCUGAGGCAUUAAAAAACAAUUUGGAGGAUGGCAAACAAAACGCAAAGUAUACUAGUCCACAAAUCCAAAAUGAAAUUGUGGACAUUUCGGCGAAAGUAAUUAAAAAUUACAUCUGCACAGAUGUUAAGAAAGCGUCAGCGUACAGCAUCUUAGCAGACGAGACAGCGGACAUGGCUGGAAAGGAACAACUUCGAUAGGAAUUCGAUUUUUUGACAGCAGAAAAAAAAUUAUCCGUGAAGAAUUUAUUGGAUUUAUGGAAUUAGAUGCAAUGGAUGCAGCAACAAUUGCAGCCAACAUCGAAGGAUUUGUGGAAGGUUUAGACUUAGAUCCUGCUAAAUGUAUUGGGCUUGGGUUUAAUGGAUGUGCUACUAUGGCCGGCAAUACUAGUGGGGUGCAAAAAAUAUUAAGAGGUACAUUCCAAAAAAGUUGUUAUAUUCAUUGCGCCAGUCAUCGCCUCAAUUUGGUGGUUAAUAACCAGAAUUCAGUCUCUGAAAUACGUAACACCAUUUCCACCAUAAAGGAUGUAAUAAAUUUUUUCAGAGUCACCCCUUCGCAGAAGAUACACUUCGAAUGUACAUUCUUUUUGUGAAACACGCUGGUCGGAGAAGUACAAAAGCAUCGCUGAUUUUAAAAAUUUCUAUUGUGAUAUAAUAGAUGGAUUGGAAAAACUAAACACAGAAGGAAACGCAGGCACGAGAAAAUUUGCAUUCCCACUUCACAGUGCUCCAACUAAAAGCGUUUUUCUUAUUUGUAUGUUCAUUAUUGCCAAAUAUUACAGCAUUCUCCAACCAGUAGUGAAUAUAUUGCAAGCCAAGAACAAUGAUGUGAUUAAAUGUAGAGAUCACAUCAAUAACAUUUUAAAUUUAUUUGAGGAACAUCGAGAGACAUCUGCCAGCGAAUUUGAAAAGAUUUUUAGAGACUGUGAAAAGUUAGCUGAGAAUGCAUCGCUCAAUAUAAGUGUGCCCAGAGUCGUCGAGAAGCAAACAAAAAGAUCAAACCCUCCAUUCACGACAACAGCAGAGUAUUACCGCCGGGCAAUUUUCAUUCCAUAUUUGGACUCUUUAAUAACAUCUAUUACAGAACGAUUUCCUAAAGAAAACAUUUCAACUUUUGAUCUCGCAGCCUUAAGUCCACUGCAUAUGAAAACUAUCUCUCUAAGCGAAUUCAAUGAAAAAGUUUUGCGUGCAAGCUCUUUUUACAAUAUAAAAGAUAUUGAAAAUGAGCUUGAACUUUAUUACAAAUAUUGGAAAGAUAAGGAAGGAGAUGAGUUAGAUUUAAUAUGUGCUUACAAUAGCUCAGAUUUUUAUCCGAGGAUAAGGGAGGGACUUGAAAAUCUGUUCGCAAUUCCCUGCACAACUUCCACUGUUGAACGGUCGUUCAGCACUCUCAGAAGAGUAAAGACAUGGCUGAGAACAACAAUGAGAGAGAAUCGGUUGAAUGGUAAUAAAAGCAAACAUUUUUUAUAAAUCAGCAGGAAAAGGAUCAUCUGGAAACGUUUAACAACUCAGAGCCCCAGCGCUGGACAUGAUUAGUUUAUUGUAAGUUUAUCCUUACAAUAUCUUUGUAAUUGUGAAUGAUUGUGAAAAGAAUAACGUAAAAAAAAAAAAUUAUUUAAGCAUUGUGAAAUCAAAAUAUACUGUAACAACAUAGAAAUAUAGUAAAAUAUUGAUUAAUGGAAUAAUUUCAAAUUUUAAAAUACUAAUUAUUUAAAAAUUUAUAUUGUGCGAAGUUAUUAAAACUAAAGAAAGCGGAAAUCUUCCCGCAGUGAGAAUGUUGAUUGUAAAAUUCUAUUGAAAAGAAAAU
Messenger RNA from Bactrocera tryoni, 1964 nucleotides. RefSeq lists its product as uncharacterized. Lineage: Eukaryota; Metazoa; Arthropoda; Insecta; Diptera; Tephritidae. The transcript has 2 exons. The record is from RefSeq and is a predicted model, not a curated record. Bases 23 to 358 code for a protein of 111 amino acids.